AUGGCGGCGGCUGUGAGGAGGGAGGGGAGCCGAGGGGGGGUCCCCGCGCGGGCGGGAAGGGCGAUGGUGGCGGCGGGGCGGGCGGAGGCUCAGCAGCCGCGACGCGGGGCCGCGCUAGGGCGCCGGCGGGGCCUCAUGGCCGGCGGGGCGGCGGCGGCGGCGGCGACGGCGGCGCGGGGCGGGGCGGGGGCGGGAGGCGGCGGCACCGGGCGGCCGGGCCAGGCCGCGCCGCGUGCCCGCGCUCGCGCACGGCGGGGGCGGAGCCGCGCCGAGGGGCGGGGCCCGAGCGGCGCGCGGGGUCACGUGCCCACAACACCUUCACGUGCCGCCGCCGCCGGCCGCGCGCAGGCGCUGUGGGGCGCGGGGAGGCGGCGGGCCGUGCUGGUUAUCGGGCCCGGCCGCGCCGCUGCUCGGGAUCGGCCCCCGGGCGGGCGGGAUCGCUGCGGACACCGCGCCGAGAGAGGGGCUGGGAGAGAGGAGGGCGGACGGAGCUUCCUCCGCCUGAAAAGCAGCGCGGGCUGCAGGAGGGUUUUGGGGCUGGGGGCAUCCGGCGAGGAGCCGUGA
Messenger RNA from Zonotrichia leucophrys gambelii, 564 nucleotides. Its product is annotated as spidroin-1-like. Bases 1 to 564 code for a protein of 187 amino acids. NCBI's taxonomy places the organism in Eukaryota, Metazoa, Chordata, Aves, Passeriformes, Passerellidae. The transcript has a single exon. The record is from RefSeq and is a predicted model, not a curated record.